This is a messenger RNA of Drosophila teissieri, 504 nucleotides long. It is a transcript of the gene HLH4C, whose product is annotated as helix-loop-helix protein 1. The transcript has a single exon. The record is from RefSeq and is a predicted model, not a curated record. Gene Ontology annotation, molecular function: RNA polymerase II cis-regulatory region sequence-specific DNA binding; DNA-binding transcription factor activity, RNA polymerase II-specific; protein dimerization activity. The coding region runs from base 1 to 504 and encodes 167 amino acids. Lineage: Eukaryota; Metazoa; Arthropoda; Insecta; Diptera; Drosophilidae. Gene Ontology annotation, biological process: regulation of transcription by RNA polymerase II.
AUGGUCUACGAUAUGAGCCACAUGGCGGCGGGUCCGCCGCAGAGCAUUUCGCUGAGUCGCUACUACCUGGCCGACGAGGACGAGAUGGUGGGGCCGAACAAUCCGCAUCUGGUCAACGAGGAUUACGCGGCCAGUACGACGCUGGACAUCGAUAAGCGUUUCCAGGCGCGCAUGGCCUGCGAAACGGCCGCCCAACCGGCACCGCCGCCGCCGCCCACGCCGGCGCCACGACGCCGGACCACGCCCAUCGCCCACCUGGAUCCCUCGGAGCUGGUGGGCCUGUCGCGGGAGGAGCGACGUCGUCGCCGGAGGGCCACCCUCAAGUACCGGACGGCGCACGCGACCAGGGAGCGGAUUCGGGUGGAGGCCUUCAAUGUGUCGUUUGCCGAGCUGCGCAAGCUGCUGCCCACGCUGCCGCCGGACAAGAAGCUGUCCAAGAUCGAGAUCCUCAAGCUGGCCAUCUGCUACAUUGCCUAUCUGAACCACGUGCUGGAGACGCCCUGA